Owenia fusiformis is the source of this 616-nucleotide messenger RNA. The record is from the annotation of a GenBank genome assembly. NCBI's taxonomy places the organism in Eukaryota, Metazoa, Annelida, Polychaeta, Sabellida, Oweniidae.
UUCCAGGAAAAACAGACAGUGGAGAUGUAGAGAAGAAACAAAUUAAUGCUCAAUCACAUAUACUGCAAAAUCAAAAUUUAAAUGACGUUGAAGAAAACGAUAUGAACCAAGGUAAUGCUAAUAAAAAAAAUUCAGAUACACUUCGAGUGGAACCUAUGCAAGUGGAAGAGCCACUCAAAAAACUUGACAAGGAAGACCUUAACCCACCAGACCAUCUUGAUGCAGUUAGAAUGGAGCAAGAUGGACAUCUUAACAAAGAUUGGCGCAAAGAAGUCUUUCUCGGGGAACAUGAAGAUUUUGAUCAAAGCACCAGAGAAGAACAAGAUCAAAAGUUAAAGAUGGUGUUUUACAGAGUGGACACAGAUAAAGAUGCACACAUAAGCUACACUGAGAUGGAGACCUGGAUACAGUCUAAGGUCAAAGAACAUUUUGAUGAAGCUGCUGAAGAGAAUAAUAGAAUCUUUAAAGCAUUAGAUACAAACAAAGAUGGUUUUGUUUCAUGGACAGAGUACUGUAUCCAAUUUCUGGUUGCUCAUGGAUAUGACCAGAAAACUUCAGAGAAAUACAUGGAAGACUAUGAAAUAAUAGAAGUGAAUGAUGAAGUACGAGAUCAUAU